CUCUCCCUCUCCCUCUCCCUCUCGUCGCGUCGUCGUCGUCGUCCUCCCCGCAGCGCCACCACCACCACCUCCUCCCCUCGCGCUCUCGCCGCCGUCGCCAUGGGCCUCCUCAACAACUCCCUCCAGCUCCAAGGUCGGUUGCGCCACGCGGCGGUGGCUGCAGCGGCGGCGGAGGCGGCGGUGGGGCGGCGCGGGGUGGCGACUGCGACGGACGAGUACUUGCGCCGGAACUACGCCAACAACAUCUCCGAGUACAACACCGUCUUCGGGGCCCUCACCGCGCAGCGCAGGCACUACCUGUUGCGUGAUGCUUACGAUGACAUGAUACUUGACGGGGUGCAGCCUGUGCGGGACACAUUCCACAAUCUCAUAGUCGGUUCCAUGAAAGGCAGCCGGUUACAAGAUGCAUUCUACUUCCGUGAUCAGAUGAAAGAAAUGGGUUUGCAGCCUGAUGUUAACCUUUACAACUUCUUGAUCUCCGCUUGCGGGAAAUGCAAGAACUCAGAUGCAGCGAUCAUGCUUUUAGAAGAAAUGAGGGCACAUGGCAUUAAGUUGAAAGGUGAAACAUACAUUUGUCUUUUGAAUUCACUUGCAGCAACAGGGCGUACAGAUCAAGUUUAUGCUAUAAUUCGUGAUAUGACUGCUGCUGGACUUGGAUUAAACAAGUUUUGCUAUGCUGGACUAAUAACCGCAUUCAAGAACAAGGAACCAACCAGUGAGGACACUAUGACAAAAAUUCUCGAGUUUGUCCAGCAGUCAAAAGGUUGGAAAAAUGUUGAAAGGAUAUCAAAAGAUAGCUCUGAAAAUAUAAUGAUGAAUGUGUCAGAGGAAGAACUUUACAAUCUGCCAACAGCAGAAUAUGUACACAGACGAGCAUUUAUUUUUAAACAGAUGACAAUUUAUCAUGUUGCUAUCCAUGCUUGUGCAGACCUGAAGAACAAAGAGACACUUGAAGUACUUCUUGACAUGCUUACUAAAGAUAAUUAUACUUAUGAUGCCUUCAUUGUGAUGCAAGCUAUGAGGUGUUAUCUUCGAUGUGGAGAUAUUGAUUCUGCCGUUAAGAUUUUUGAAGAGUACGCAAGCUCAAAAUCUCCACCCGCAGAGUUGUAUGUGACACUUGCUGAAGGAGCUAUGAUUGGGCAUACUCCAAGAGGAAUGCAACUUGCUCAAGAAACCAUAGAGAAGAUGACUUCAAGAAAUUUCUUCUUGAACCCCAGGAUGGGAACUGAUCUUCUACUUGCAGCUUCAGGUGAAAAGACUGGUGGAUAUACAACUGCAAAUUAUGUCUGGGAUCUCAUGCAAAACCGCAAAAUUGCUCCAUCACUUCCUGCUGUGGAAGCAUACUACAAGGGUUUGAAGGAACGUGAAAUUCCUUCUGAUGAUCCACGGCUUCUGAAUGUUAGCCGUGUUUUGGACAAUCUGAACAUCCGCUUUGGACCAAGGAGGAAUACUAACGCACAGGCAUAAUGCUGCCGUCACUAAUCCAAUGCAAGUUAGAUUUUGUGUUAAUAAGGCUGCUGGAUACAUCACAUGUUUAAACUCUAGAGGAUCAACGAACUAUGCUAGGAUGGCGCGAAGCAAAAAUGUACCAUCAGAGCUAGAGGAAUGAGAAGGAAUAGGGAACACAACCUGGAGGAUUUUCAUCCGCCAUUUCUUAAAAUCUGAUUCUCAUUUUUUUUUAUUUUUGUUGCAUUCCUUUGUAAACUUACUGUCGUCGGAAUGUUAUUUAUCAAACUUUGCUAUUUAGAGAGUUGUUCGUUCAA
Molecule: messenger RNA, 1763 nt
Organism: Oryza brachyantha (malo sina)
Lineage: Eukaryota; Viridiplantae; Streptophyta; Magnoliopsida; Poales; Poaceae
Product: pentatricopeptide repeat-containing protein At4g35850, mitochondrial
Exons: 13
Coding region: 100-1467 (455 amino acids)
Cellular component (GO): mitochondrion
Molecular function (GO): protein binding
Source: RefSeq, a predicted model, not a curated record